AUCACAUCAUCACCGGCCGGGGCUCGCUCAGUUUAAUUCUUUUUCCUUUGUGGCAUGGGUAACAACCCUUAUUGGAGAGGAGUAGCUACAUUCUCUUCCCAUCAUGGAUUCCCAUAAGGAGGAGGAGGAGGGUCAAAAUACCGUUUGGAAGGAGCGAGCGUUCACUUCGAUCAUUGGAGCUGGUGAACCUGAUGGAGGGAUAGGAUGUUGUGGAAUGAUCUUAACGUUUUUCUCAUGGAUUGUUCUUAUCUGUACUGUGCCCUUUUCACUCUUUGUCUGCAUAAAGGUUGUUCAAGAGUAUGAGAGAGCGGUUAUUUUUAGAUUGGGUCGGCUACUCGCUGGAGGUGCUAAAGGCCCAGGUAUUUUCUUGAUCCUGCCUUGCAUUGAGAGCUACACUAAGGUGGAUCUCAGAACUGUUUCAUUUGAUGUACCCCCUCAAGAGAUUCUCACCAAAGACAGCGUGACGGUGUCUGUGGACGCGGUCGUCUACUACCGAGUCCAGAACGCCACCAUCAGCAUCGCCAAUGUGGAGGACGCCAAUGCCUCGACCCGCCUCCUGGCCCAGACCACCCUGCGGAACGUGCUCGGAACCAAGAACCUAUCAGAGAUCCUCUCAGACCGGGAGGGUAUCAGCCAUUAUAUGCAGUCAAGUUUGGAUGAGGCGACAGAUCCUUGGGGUAUCAAAGUCGAACGUGUUGAAAUUAAAGAUGUUCGUCUACCUGUUCAGUUACAGAGAGCUAUGGCUGCAGAGGCUGAAGCUGCCAGGGAAGCAAGAGCAAAGGUAAUAGCAGCAGAGGGAGAACAGAAUGCCUCGCGAGCCCUGAAGGAAGCUGCUGAUACCAUCUCAGAAUCCCCUACCGCUCUCCAGCUUAGAUACCUUCAGACCCUCAACACCAUCUCAGCCGAGAAGAACUCAACAAUCAUCUUUCCUCUGCCAAUUGAUCUUCUAAAGAGCCUUCAGAGACGGAAAUAGGGGACACUUUGCAUCUUUCGGCCAAACUUUCAUUUCUGUCAUAGUGUCAUGAAGAAGUGGUAAUGCAUAGGAGACAUUGGAUUGCAUUGCUAGAUCUCAAGGCCCAGCAUUUUUUCUACGAUAGGAGACCCUCCCCCCCCUCCCCCUCCUCAAAAUGGCAAUGGUAUUUUAAUCCCAUUCUGUGUUUAACCAAUCAACCAGUGUAUUGUUCUACAUGAUGUAUAAAACUGAAGUAGAAUAGAACAUAAAGCUGGAAAUAAACAAGGAAUGCGAUGUGAAGAUGUUAUCUAAAGUUUUAGCAGAAUUUUCAACAAAAUAUUAUUUCACUUUUUAAUUAGAUUCUUGUGCAAAGUAGGUGCUUAAUAUUCGUGCAAUAGUGGUAUUUUUCUAGAUGCUAAAAUGUUCCUCUGACAGCUGAUAUUUAUUAAAGAAGUUAAACAUAUUUUGUUUGCCAAAGUUAUCCAGUUUUCAUUUUGAUAAAUACAAAACAUUUGUUUGAAAAUGGAUGAGAAAAAUUUCUAGGUAUGCGAAUAUAGUUCUUAAACUACUGGCAAAUGAAAUAAUUUUGCAUAGAAAUAUUAUUUAAGAAAUAUUUAAAACAAGAAAUUAGAUUAAAAGGUAGCGUGCUCCUGUACAUGGAAAUGUGCAAAUUCGAUGUUGGACAUGCAAAUGGAAAGAGCUCUUUUUGAGAAUAACAUGACCAAAAUUCUUUGAAUGUUUUUUGUUCAAAUUAACCCUUCAUGAUUAUUUUUUAACAUUGUAAUGUAUAAUAUUAUUAAGUUGUACUUGUAUUGUUUGUGAUGUUGUUAUUUUCUGCAUGAUAGCAAUGAUGAAUAUGUGAUUUUCACACUGUUAUUGUCAUUUUGAAUUAUUAUUGUGUCAAGAUAUUGUAGCAAACAAGAAAUUCCAGUGGAAUCAUUUAUCUUUAUUUAAACAUUUUUCUUUGUUUUAUUCCGAUCAAAGUACAUGCAUUUAAACUUUCAAGAAAGUAAACUUACUAUGAAUGUUUGAAGAUUCAUGAAGUAUGAAAAUGGUAACUAUAUACUAGAACCAAAUGGAGGUAUCCUACCAUUUUAGGGGGCAUUCAGCGUUUUGUAGAUUACUGUAGCCCAAUUAUUCGUAAACACCCUCCCUAACUCACAAAAUAAAUCAGUUAUACCCUUAGAUUUGGCUCUAUGAAUGACUGCUACCUGUGAUAAGUUUCAUAUAAACCGUUUAAAGUAUUAGAUCCUUGUCAGUUGAGAAAGGUAUUUGGAAUUUAUUGGAAGAAAACAGAUGUGGUUGAAUCUAAUGUUGUGUUGUAAAUAUCAGCAACUUGUAAAAAUACACAGAAAUCAUAUCUAUUUAUUACACAGCACUGUAUAUUGUGUCACAUUAACUGAGCAAAGCAUAUAGAUAAUUAAAACUUAACAUGCUUUGGUAGACAUAAGUAUCAUAUUGUUAAUGCAAGCAUCUGCCGAUGACAUGAUAAGACAGUAAUAGAAAAUCUUGAGAAGCAGUUUGUAGAUGUUUGUCUUUCAUGAAAGUUUAGAAAGUUCGUUUAUAUCAUUUCAAUUAAAAAAAUGCAGAGUUUGCAUUGCCCCUGUUUAAGUCAUAAUCCAAGUAUGAAAUAUUACAAUAUAUUGCAAGUAUGUGACAAUUUAGACAUAUAUAAAUUAUGUUGAAAUUUAAUUAGAACAAACAAACUAAUUUUUAAGUAUUCCCAUUUAAAUCAAUCACCUUUACAGUGAAGAUUAUGUAUGACGGCCUGCCUGUAUAUCUUUUUUAAGAAGAAAAAAUAUGGGUAGAAAAGAAAUCAUAUACAUGUGGUUUGAGUAAUGGUCAUAUAUUUUCUUAAUAAUUAUAUAUUUGCAUGUUUUUUAUCACUUUUUGUUGAUGUUGUUACUUAAAUCUGUUAGCAUCAUACCCAUUGUAAAACUGAUUAAAAAUUUCCAAUGUGUUCAUGUGUACUAAAGCCCAAUUAUUUGAUUUUGUCAUGCAUAUAACGAAUAUGACAACGGAAGUAUUAUGUAGAAAUUAUGUUUACUCUGAUAAUAUAUUCAAAAGUAGAAUAAAGUGUAUAUCAUGCACUUAAAAUUACAAAUUUUCUUACUUUUUGAAAUCAAGCUCAUCGUUUUUAUUUGACUCAUCAAAUUUUGAUGACUAUGUCAAUUAAACCAAGAACCUACUAAAUAUACUUUAGACUGUAUUUUUUACUUCACUAGGUAGCAUUCUUCUGUGUGUUACUAAAUUUAUAUCUUGUAAAAAAUAGCUGCUGAAAUCACAUUUUCUUUUCAUCUUGCUGUUUGAUUUUCCUAUUUUCCAAUCAUAUCGACCAAUAGGAUUUUAUAUCUUCCAGGAAUUUUUUAUCUGGAUUGUUCAGUUGACAACCUAGUAUGCAAUACAAAAAUAUUUAAUCACAAAAUAGUAGCAUCACAGCUGUUUGGCUGAGUGACUUCAAUUUUGUUUUAUAUAUAUGCAAGUAUUCUUUUUGGUGAGUAAAUGGAUAUUUAAAUGUGACAAAAUUAAAUCUCAUGCCGAUUCAAUUGACCUCAAAUUAGAGUUCAAUGCCACCGUCAAAAUGAGGCGUGUCAAAAUAGGAAUAUUUUAUAACCAACAUUAAAACAAAAAAGACAAUUAAAAAAAGAUAUUAUUUGGACUUUUUGAUUAUUAAAAAAACAGAAGAAAAAAGAUGGUAUAUAAACUUUUCAAAUGUCCUUCUAUUUGGAGGCUUUCCUAUAUAUUUACAGUUAGACCCUUUUUGCUUGUGUUUCAUUUUCAUAAGUUAUGGACAUAAAUGACAGUUAUUUCAUACAAUGUAUACCUGUUAAUAAAUAUUGAUACUCUUUCAUGUUA
Molecule: messenger RNA, 3808 nt
Organism: Strongylocentrotus purpuratus (purple sea urchin)
Lineage: Eukaryota; Metazoa; Echinodermata; Echinoidea; Camarodonta; Strongylocentrotidae
Product: band 7 protein AGAP004871
Exons: 10
Coding region: 104-973 (289 amino acids)
Cellular component (GO): plasma membrane
Source: RefSeq, a predicted model, not a curated record